AAUCAUUCUAGGUUUAACUCAGUGUUGCAUAUAUAUGUUUCCUUCUCCGCCGUCGUCGCCUUUCUGUUCUCUCGACGUUCUUCAAGCCCUAAGGUAAGAGUACAUCACAGACAAAGAGAAGAUGUCUGAGAAAAAGGGAAGGAAAGAGGAAGUGGUGACCAGAGAGUACACCAUCAACCUCCACAGACGCCUCCACAGCUGCACCUUUAAGAAGAAGGCACCAAAGGCCAUCAAGGAGAUCAGGAAGUUUGCCGAGAAAGCCAUGGGGACAAAGGACGUUAGGGUGGACGUGAAGUUGAACAAGCAGAUAUGGAGCAAAGGAAUCAGAGGUCCUCCAAGAAGGAUUAGGGUCCGUGUUGCGCGCAAGAGAAACGACGACGAAGACGCAAAGGAAGAGUUUUUCUCACUCGUGACUGUUGCUGAGAUCCCUGCUGAAGGACUCAGUGGACUUGGCACUAAGGUCAUCGAUGAGGAGGAUUGAGAAGGGACUAGUCCUGUCAUUUAGACAAGUUUUGUGGGUUUUUAAAAAAAUUUCUUGUUGUUUUCGUUCAAAAAAAAUCUUCGGUAUUUUCUUUGUAGUAUGACUUCGCAAUGCCUAAUGCAGUUUAUUGGAAAGACCUUGAGAUGAA
This is a messenger RNA of Raphanus sativus (radish), 629 nucleotides long. Its product is annotated as 60S ribosomal protein L31-3. Gene Ontology annotation, cellular component: ribosome; cytosolic large ribosomal subunit. Bases 122 to 481 code for a protein of 119 amino acids. Gene Ontology annotation, molecular function: structural constituent of ribosome. The transcript has 3 exons. Gene Ontology annotation, biological process: cytoplasmic translation. NCBI's taxonomy places the organism in Eukaryota, Viridiplantae, Streptophyta, Magnoliopsida, Brassicales, Brassicaceae. The record is from RefSeq and is a predicted model, not a curated record.